AUGAGCGCCGCCGAUCUGUUGGAAAACGAGGCUCUGCUGGACGAUGAGGAAAACGAUGAAGACUAUGAUGAAGAAACCGGCGAAGUGAGCAGGACACAUGGCGAUCGGAAUGGCCACUACGACGACUCAAGUGAGGAGGAGGAAGACGAGGACGAGGAUGCUGCGCGCGCGGUUCGUGAGGGUUUCAUUGUUGACGAAGACGAAGAAGAGGAAGAACGGAUCGAAAGACGACGUGAGAAAAAGAAGCGGCGGCGUGAAGAGCGCGCCCUCGACGACGAAGACUUGGACGAGGAAGAUAUUUACCUAAUCGGCGAGAAUAACCCAGAUUUUGAACCUCCUGUGUCUCAAGAGUCAAAAUUUAAACGCUUGAAGCGGGGUCAUAAAGGUGACCGCGGCCGUGGUAUUUCCCAUGGGAUUAACGACAUCUUUAACUCGGACGAGGAAGAAGAGGAAGUUGACCGGUUCCGCAUGGGUGCUCGGGAUAGAAGAGGUCUCCAUGACGACUUAGACGACUUCAUCGAGGAAGACGUAUUUUCCGACGAAGAGCGAGAACGCAUGCGAGAUGACGAGGAAAUCGCCCGGCCGGCCAAGAAGGGCAUUUCUGGCCUUGCGGUCACCGAAGCAACAGGGCUUGACGAGGCCGCCCUCGAAGAUAUGCGGGCGGCUUUUGGCGACGGCACUGACUACCUAUUCGCACUCGAAAUGGAGGAAGAAGAGGACGAAGAGGAUCGCAGAGAUGAGGAGAAGCCACUCGAUCUAAAGGAUGUAUUUGAGCCGUCGCAGCUCGCCGAGAAGAUGAUGACUGAAGAAGACAACGAGAUUCGUUUCGCAGAUGAACCUGAACGUUACCAACUGGCCAGGAAGCCUUAUAAACAUGUUAUUCUCACCGACGAGCAAUUCAAGGAAGAAGCCCUUUGGAUUUCCAACCUUAUGCUCCCAAAAAAGCGACUGGACCCAAGCUUAAAGGAACCCUUCCAAAAAUCCAUCGUCAAGGUCCUCGAAUUCAUGGUAACUGAUGACUGGGAAGUGCCGUUCAUCUUUCAACACCGCAAGGAUUAUCUGAUCCACGCGGCAAAGGUUCCAGUUUCUCCUGAUCCCUCCAAUCCCGAUGGACAAGAUUAUGUUAUCAGAGCUGAAAAGCUGUUAAAUAUGACCGAUCUGUGGGAUAUCUUCGAGUAUGAUCUAAAGUUCCGAGCGCUCGUGGAUAAAAGAAAUGUCCUCCAGCGGACCUAUGACAAUCUACGUAGCAUCUCCAAUGUCAAAGACGAAGUGUUUGAACAGAUGCUACCCGCCGCCGUAACCAUGGAGGAACUGCAAGACAUCCAGGAUUACCUGUACUUCCAGUAUUCAGCAGAGCUCAAGGAUGUUGCAAUGGUCAAUGGCAGUGGAGAAAAUGGGGUUGUUAGUCAACGUCGAAAGGCCGCAACGAAAACGUUCUUCGAGCGUAUUCGCAAUAGCAAGGCCUACGGUCUUGUUCGCGCUUUUGGGAUUACUCCGAAUGGAUUCGCCCAAAAUGCUAUGAAGGAAGCUAAAAGACAUCAUAUUGACGACCCUACUGAACUCCCCGAGGACAUGGCAGACAAUCUCCUCGACACCAGUUUCGCAAACGGUUUGCAUGCGCUCAAAGCUUCCAAAGCAAUGUUCGCAGAGGAAUUGACUAUGAGUCCUAAAGUGCGGAAAUGCUUAAGACAAGCAUUCUAUAUGAAUGGAGUAAUCGACUGCUUUAGAACCGAGAAAGGUUUGAAAAAGAUAGACGAGCAUCAUCCUUACUAUGAGUUCAAAUAUCUUCGAAAUCAGCAACUCAGCGACAUUGCACGACGGCCAGAACUAUUUUUGCGCAUGCUCAAGGCGGAAGAAGAGGGCUUGGUUGAGGUCAAAGUUCGGUUCCAGAAUUUCGAUAACUAUAAAAAGCGUCUAUACGGUGAUAUCCAAUCCGACAAUUUUAGUGAGGUCGCUGAUGCCUGGAAUAAAGCGAGAAAAGAAGUUCUUGACAUGGCCAUUGGGAGGUUGGAAAAGAUUAUGAGCCGCGGUGUCAAGGAAAACAUCAAAACAGAAUGCGAAAAUCAUGUUGCGAAGGAAUGCAGAGAAGCCUUUUCCUUGCGCCUCGACCAAGCUCCGUACAAGCCCAAAGGCAUGGUACUGGGCACUAUUCCUCGUGUUCUCACUCUAUCAAGUGGUACUGGUACCAUUGGCAAAGACCCAAUAUACUGGGCGUGGGUUGAAGAGGAUGGCAGGGUUUUGGAAAAUGGCAAAUUCGUUGAUCUUGCUCUCGGUGAUCCAGAUCGAAUGAUUGCAGACGGCAGAGAUGUGGAUAAUUUCAUGGAGCUCAUCGAACGGCGCAAACCCGAUGUGAUCGGUAUUUCAGGAAUGUCCCCCGAGACACGCAAGCUUUACAAACAGUUGACAGAGCUUAUCGAUGCCAAAAAUCUUCGCAGUUCUCCUUAUACCAACGAUAACGAUGAAGAAGUCAGUGAUCUUCUUGAAGUUGUUAUUGUUAACGACGAGGUUGCGAGACUGUAUCAUACUAGCGAUAAGGCUAGGUCGGAACACCCUGGACUUAGCCAAUUAACGGUCUACUGCGUUUCUCUAGCGAAAUACCUUCAGAAUCCGAUGAAGGAAUAUGCAUCGCUUGGAAGGGAUAUAGUGUCUAUUCAAUUCAAACCAGGACAGCAAUUGAUAUCCCAGGACAAGCUCCUAAAACAGCUUGAAAGUGCCCUAGUUGAUAUGGUUAACUUGUGUGGUGUCGACAUCAAUGAAGCUGUGAAUGACCCUUCUACUGCAAAUCUUCUCACAUAUGUGUGUGGACUUGGCCCUCGAAAAGCUUCUCAACUGCUGAAGAUAAUCAACAUGAACGGCGGAGUGGUGAAUAACCGAAUGGAGCUUUUGGGCGUUAAUGCUCAAUAUCCUGCAAUGGGUGUGAAGGUGUGGAAUAAUUGUGCUAGUUUUCUUUACGUUGACUAUGACACAUCUGAUCCUGACACCGAUUACCUGGACAAUACCCGUGUUCACCCAGAAGAUUAUGACAUUGGUCGAAAAAUGGCUGCUGAUGCGCUUGAACUCGACGAAGAAGAUAUCAAAGCAGAGACGGAUGAGAACGGGCCUGGAGCUAUUGUCAGGAAACUCAUCAAGGAGGAUGCGCAAGAAAAGGUCAAUGAUCUUAUUUUGGAAGAGUAUGCCGAACAGUUGGAGAAGAAUUUAAACCAGAGAAAGCGAGCCACCCUUGAAACCAUCCGUGCUGAAUUGCAGCAACCAUAUGAGGAACUACGAAAACAAUUCGUGUUCUUGAGCACGGACGCCAUCUUCACCAUGCUCACGGGGGAGACUCCAGACACUUUGGCUGAAGGCAUGGUUGUCCCCAUCACAAUCAAGCGAAUCACUGAUGACCACAUCGACGGCAAACUCGACUGUGGUGUCGAUGUGCUCAUCCCCGAAAUGGAGCUUACAGACCGCUACGACAUCCCCGUUCGGACCUUGUAUUCCAUCCAUCAGACUAUCCCGGCCAAGCUUCUCUACCUCAACCGCAAAGCAUUUAUUGCCAACGCAUCUCUUCGUGAAGACCAGGUCAAUAAACCUUAUCGCCGGGAGUUUGACCACAUGCGCGACGAAUGGGAUGACAAUCAAGAGCGCCAAGAUCAAGACGCAAUGAAGGAGAAAGCCAAGACGAACACCCGUGCGCUCAGAGUCAUUAAACACCCUCUGUUCCGUCCCUUCAAUGGGCCACAGGCUGAAGAAUUCCUUGCUUCGCAGAGCCGUGGUGAUGCAGUUAUCAGACCAUCCUCCAAGGGGCCUGACCAUCUUGCUGUGACGUGGAAGGUAUCGGACCGGGUAUACCAACACAUUGACGUGCUGGAGCUUGACAAAGAGAAUGAGUUUUCAGUAGGCAAGAUUUUGAAAAUUGGCGGCAAAUAUUCAUACACCGAUCUUGACGAAUUGAUCGUGAACCACGUUAAAGCGAUGGCGCGAAAGGUCGAUGACAUGAUGAUCCAUGAGAAAUAUCAGUCCGGCUCCAAAGACGCAACAGCGCUGGCUUACAACCUACACCACCGCCAAUCCCACCCGUUCCACUUACGCCUUCUGCAUCGACCCCAAACACCCCGGCUACUUUCACCUCUGUUUCAAAGCAGGCCAGAAUGCGCCAAUGAACAGCUGGCCCGUGAAAGUUAUACCACAGGGGUACGAACUGCAGCGAAAUCCAUACCCAGACAUGACAGCGCUAUGUAA
Uncinocarpus reesii 1704 is the source of this 4221-nucleotide messenger RNA. RefSeq lists its product as uncharacterized. Gene Ontology annotation, molecular function: DNA binding; nucleosome binding; histone binding. Bases 1 to 4221 code for a protein of 1406 amino acids. The transcript has 4 exons. NCBI's taxonomy places the organism in Eukaryota, Fungi, Ascomycota, Eurotiomycetes, Onygenales, Onygenaceae. The record is from RefSeq and is a predicted model, not a curated record. Gene Ontology annotation, cellular component: transcription elongation factor complex. Gene Ontology annotation, biological process: mRNA transcription by RNA polymerase II; nucleosome organization; transcription elongation by RNA polymerase II.